Molecule: messenger RNA, 879 nt
Organism: Leptidea sinapis
Lineage: Eukaryota; Metazoa; Arthropoda; Insecta; Lepidoptera; Pieridae
Product: serine protease 52-like
Exons: 3
Coding region: 35-844 (269 amino acids)
Biological process (GO): proteolysis
Molecular function (GO): serine-type endopeptidase activity
Source: RefSeq, a predicted model, not a curated record
GACAGCUAAAUCUGGAUGUGACUUUACUAACGAAAUGUUUUGCCUUUUGCUAUUAAUUCUACCUGUGACUGAGUGUGCUUUGCAACCACACGUAGUUGAUGGUAGCAAGGCACCUAUAAAUAAAUUUCCAUAUUCUGUAUUUUUGUUAAUAGGCGUAAAUGGUGCUGUGAUUUGUGGAGGCUCAAUACUAAACCAAAGAUUAAUUCUAACGGCCGCACAAUGCUUUGAAGGUGUAAAAAUAGAAACAGAUAUAAUUCCGUAUGCAGGAAGCGCACGAAAACUAGUAGGAAAGGAGUAUACAACAUUGAGAUACGCAAUUCAUGGAGCGUUUUUUGAACAUACAAUGGCUAACGAUAUUGCUUUAGUUCUUUUGGAAAAGUCAUUGCAUUUAGGGGAGGAUAUGCAAAGAAUAGCUGUAUAUAGAAUUCCACCAGUUAGGACAUUUGCGGUAGUUGCUGGAUGGGGAUAUAUUAAUGAGGUAACCGGAGAACAAACAGAAUGGCUACGUAAAACGAGGCAAAAAAUAUGGACCUAUCAAGAGUGUAGAAAAGUUGUUACAGGAAUUCCAAAGGGUUCCUUAUGUGGUGGCGAUCUUCAGAAUACAGGGUAUCCCUCCAUCGGAGACUCUGGAAGCGCUCUAGUCGUCGACAAAUACAUUCAAAUCGGACUAGUCUCUUUUAAAAGACCUCAAGUUACAAAAAGCCUUGUGGCUUACACAAACAUAUCCUACCACUAUAACUGGGUAGUUUCCACGGCAAGAAAAUUAUAUUGUAAGAAGAAAAAACAAACUACGAUAUGGGAGCCAUGGAUGGAUGGAUGGGAGAGGUCUCGCUCCAAUCAAUAGCUUACUUUAAUAAAUAAUGAUGUUUUUUGGCUUUU